This is a messenger RNA of Drosophila miranda, 1569 nucleotides long. RefSeq names its product polynucleotide 5'-hydroxyl-kinase NOL9-like. The record is from RefSeq and is a predicted model, not a curated record. NCBI's taxonomy places the organism in Eukaryota, Metazoa, Arthropoda, Insecta, Diptera, Drosophilidae. The transcript has 3 exons. Bases 8 to 1480 code for a protein of 490 amino acids.
CUGAAAAAUGACUGAUAUGAUUGUUAAAACAAAAUUAAAACGAGAAACUCAACAGGUGGACCAAGAAUUAACUAAGAAACUCGCUGUGAAGCAGUGUAACAUGUGGGACACCAUUGAAGCUGAGUCUGAGGGCACCGCACACGCUUCAGAUAUUCUUGCACCAAAGAAGCGAUCAGUCUCCUGGAUAACAACCACUGCGGGUUGUCUAAAAAAAUUUAAGAAAUCUGAUGUUGGCAUUGGUGUGGAGCCCAAAACAGAAGUCGCAAAUAAAAUAUGGUCGGAAUUGCGUUACUUGCAGGAUGAAACCAGUGAUAUUGCCGAUUCCACAGAGGAUUCCAGUGAAUCCGAGCUGGACCUGGAGGCAUCUCAUGAUACGUCCUCUGAAGCGGGACCUCUUGGGAGUAACAGUAACUCUGAUAAUGACCAAAAGACUGAUUUUUUUCUAUACACACAAUCUAAGACUGCCUGGCGGGUGCCAUUGGUACUUGAAAGAACAAUCAAAAAAUUUGUUUACUUUCCUAAAAAUAAGAACGCUCAAUCAACAAACCGUUUAUUUGUGACGGGAUGCAUUCAAAAGAUCGUCAUUUUCUACAACGAUGAGAAAUCCGCAACCAUAGAAGAGCUCACCGAUGGGCAUGACUGUGGAAUUAAAACUCAGGAAUCGACUAUCCAAUCCAUCAACGAUAAAGAAGCUGGAAUUGAGCCGGAUAAAGAAUAUAAAAUACCAAUUGAUGAUAAAGAUGCCUUGGAUUUGGCCUCUCCAUUCGCUAUUAACGAAGCUCCACUGGAAGAUCAACAAGAUGCGGAGACAACAGCACUAUCGUCAUCGGAAGCCGAACCACAGCUAUUCAACGAGGAUCUUGGUUCCUGCACCCUGAAGGAUGAAAAGAUUUGCGACAUAAAAGUUCUACCAGAAGCACAGCAGGACUCAGAUGCAGAGUCUCUAAUCACUAUUGAAGAAUUUAAAGAAGAUCUGUCCCCAACUGAAACCGAACCACAUGCAUCGCCCGAAACAGUAGCAGUGACUGAGGAUGAUGAAAGUGCCAUGGAAGUAGACGAGGCUAACCGAUCAAUGCAGCACUGCCAGGAUUUCAAUGUAGAUCUACCUUACUGCCCCCCAGCGUUGAGCGUCUUUGAGAAUAGCCUGACGUGCAAAGAUGGGCUGGCCGUGAUCAAAGAGGACAUAGAGCUCUAUGGCACUGCCGUGUUGACCCUGUUGGCUGGUCAGAUCACAGUGAACGGCUUCAGAGCCAAAAAACGUCAAAACUUGACCAUCUACUCCACCAAGGGCAUCAAUUGGGUGAGCAUUUCUCCGAAAAAGCGUGCGAAACCAAUGCAAAGAAGGUUGAAUGGGACAAAUUGUCUGAGAACUUUACGUGCGCACAAUUGGACAACCUUCAGGGGUGCUUCAAUAGUCAGGAGGAUGCCCUUGUGCUCUUGCAGAGGAACACCAAGGACCAGAACAUGCUCGAAACUUUAAAGCAGUACAUGAGCCAGAUUUUGUUCCCCCAGGUGAAUGGGGCUAAUGUGCCGCACUCGCAAAGCGAGAUGCUGCUCAACUGCUACAUC